Messenger RNA from Ahaetulla prasina, 1175 nucleotides. RefSeq names its product integrin subunit beta 1 binding protein 1 (gene ITGB1BP1). Gene Ontology annotation, molecular function: integrin binding. The transcript has 7 exons. The record is from RefSeq and is a predicted model, not a curated record. NCBI's taxonomy places the organism in Eukaryota, Metazoa, Chordata, Lepidosauria, Squamata, Colubridae. The coding region runs from base 402 to 1004 and encodes 200 amino acids. Gene Ontology annotation, biological process: negative regulation of focal adhesion assembly; negative regulation of substrate adhesion-dependent cell spreading. Gene Ontology annotation, cellular component: cell periphery; lamellipodium; ruffle.
GGUGGACCCGGAAGGAGAACGAGAAGCGGGGCUGCUCUGGCCCUAGAUGUUAUUGGUCUACGUCGUCCGGGCGGUGGAGGAGCUUUUCCGCGUAAUCCGCGGAGCGCUUCGAAGGCGAUGCCGAGUGGCAAAGUAUCCGAGCUCAGAAAGGGGAGAUUUAUUUAUUUAGUUUUAUUAUCUUUGUAGGUCUGUAGAACAGGGUGGCCCUUUCCCGCCUUUUCUAUUCCCAGAAAGGGUUGAAUCGGUCGGCUUCUUCCAUUGGGGUUGUUUCAUCCAGCCGGUGAUGCGGGCGAGGCUUCACCGGGUGGAUUUCUACCUGUGAUGCGGAUUUUUCGGGGUUCAGAAGCAAAAGGAGGGGGCAAAAGGGAAGCUUUGGUUUUGAUUGUGAAUCAGUAAAAAAAAUGUUCAGGAAAGGAAAAAAGCGGCAUAGCAGCAGCAGCUCACAAAGCAGUGAAAUCAGUACUAAAAGCAAAUCAGUGGACUCUAGCCUUGGAGGUCUUUCAAGAUCUAGUACUGUUGCUAGUCUGGAUACAGACUCUACGAAGAGUUCAGGCCAAAGUAACAGCAAUUCAGAUACUUGUGCUGAAUUUCGGGUGAAAUAUGUUGGUGCCAUUGAAAACCUGAAUCUUGAUGAAAGCAAAACAUUAGAGGGACCCCUGGACUUGAUUAAUUAUAUAGAUGUGGCACAGCAAGAUGGAAAACUGCCCUUUGUUCCUGGGGAAGAAGAAUUUAUUAUGGGUGUUUCCAAAUACGGUAUUAAAGUCACAUCAUUGGACCAGUGUGAUGUUUUGCAUAGACAUGCACUCUACCUAAUUGUCCGGAUGGUCUGCUAUGAUGAUGGCUUAGGAGCAGGGAAGAGUGUACUGGCUUUGAAGACAACAGAUUCAAACGCUGAAGAAUAUCAUCUUUGGAUUUACCAGUGCAAUAGUUUGGAACAAGCACAAGCUAUUUGUAAAGUGCUGUCCACAGCCUUUGACUCAGUUUUAACAUCUGAAAAGUCCUGAAUACUGUAUUGGUACGUGAUCCUGAAAAAGAAGGUCUUCUUCCAAUGACUUCAACACCUGGAGAGAUAAAGUUCUUAUCUGCUCCAGAAUACUUUUUAAAUUAUUUUGGUAUAAUGUUUAAACAAUAUAUAAUUUUGUCAUUACUGUUAUUAAACAAUGGCACCAAAAAUC